Molecule: messenger RNA, 1026 nt
Organism: Fraxinus pennsylvanica
Lineage: Eukaryota; Viridiplantae; Streptophyta; Magnoliopsida; Lamiales; Oleaceae
Source: the annotation of a GenBank genome assembly
AUGGGAUAUACUAGAAGUAAUGGGGCGCCGCCGACGAAUGGUGGCGGAAAUAAUGAUGCUUGGGAACUUAGGCCUGGUGGAAUGCUGGUUCAGAAGCGUACUGACUCUGACGAAAACCAGGCGCCACCACCGACAAUUCGAGUUCGGGUCAAAUACGGAUCGAUUUACCACCAAAUUCAUAUCAGUUCUCAAGCUACCUUUGGGGAGUUGAAGAAAAUGUUAGCAGAGCCAACGGGAUUGCACCACCAGGAUCAGAAGUUAUUUUACAAGGAUAAAGAAAGGGAUUCCAAUUCAUUUCUUGAUACUGCAGGAGUUAAGGACAAAUCAAAACUUGUUCUAACGGAGGAUCCAAUUAGCCAAGAAAAACGGUACAUUGAGAUGAGGAAAAACGCUAAAAUGGAAAAGACUGCGAAAUCUAUAUCAAAAAUCAGCUUGGAGGUGGAUAGAUUUGGUGGACAGGUUUCAGCUUUUGACUCUGUAAUUUCUAAAGGUGGAAAAGUGGCUGAAAAAGAUUUAGUAAAUCUGAUUGAGUUGUUGAUGAAUCAACUUCUUAAAUUGGAUGGAAUUAAUGCUGAUGGGGAUGUCAAAUUACAAAGGAAAAUGCAGGUGAAACGAGUACAGAAGUACAUCGAGACUCUUGAUGUGUUGAAGAUCAAAAACUCAAUGACUAUUAGCAGUGGGAACUCAUCUCAACAGAGUCAGCAUCAGAGGUACUCAAAUGGGCAUGUUUCAAUACCAGUUCAAGAUCCACGGAACUCAAAUGGGAGCGUUUCGUCUCCCAGUCAACAGCAACAACCCCGGCAUUCAUUUGGGCUGUCAUUAAUCGAUUCACCACCAAAGAAACACCAGCAGCCCUCAAGGCACUCAACCUCUGGGACUUUUGUGAUAACAACACAGUGGGAAACGUUCGAUUCUGCACCAGCGCCAUCAAUGCCAGGAGUCAGUGCAGGCACCCCUUCAACAUCCAAGGUGGCAUCAAGGACAAUUAAUCCAGCACAACCUAGUUUUCAUUGGGACUUGCUUUGA